This is a messenger RNA of Lathyrus sativus (Indian pea), 603 nucleotides long. The record is from the annotation of a GenBank genome assembly. Lineage: Eukaryota; Viridiplantae; Streptophyta; Magnoliopsida; Fabales; Fabaceae.
AUGAAUUCACUUGAAGAAUUCAACUCGUCAAACAAUACUCAAACAAAAAAUAUCAUCAACUUCACCACAUCAACAUCAUCAGAAGACAAAAACAUUACAAACUUCACAUCUUCAUCUUCUUCCUCCUCAGCACCACAGCCAGCAAAUACCUUAAGUCGCUAUGAGAAUCAGAAAAGAAGAGACUGGAACACUUUUGGACAAUACCUAAGAAACCAUAGACCACCGCUUUCACUCUCACGUUGCAGUGGAGCACAUGUUCUUGAGUUCCUAAGAUAUUUAGAUCAGUUUGGGAAAACUAAGGUUCACUCACAGAUUUGUCCGUUUUUUGGUCAUCCAAAUCCACCUGCACCUUGUCCUUGUCCUCUUCGACAAGCUUGGGGAAGCCUUGAUGCACUGAUUGGAAGAUUGAGAGCUGCUUUUGAAGAAAACGGUGGAAAACCUGAAGAUAACCCUUUUGGUGCUCGUGCUGUUAGACUUUUUCUUCGUGAAGUUAGGGAUUCACAAUCUAAAGCUAGAGGUAUUAGCUAUGAGAAAAAGAAGCGCAAACGCCCUCAACAACAGCAACAGCAACAACUACCACCACCAUCAAAUAAUGCAACUUAG